AUGGCUUCAUAUACUGGCACUUGUAAUUGUGGCUCUGUCACUGUCACACUCGCUACAGCGCCUUCCAUGAUAUAUGCGUGCCACUGCUUGAACUGUCGCCGUGCCGGUGGACGUAUGGGUAACUUUGAUUUCACUGUUUCCUACUCGACUGACAAUGAAAUAGCUUUCUCUAUGAAUUAUAUUCUCGGUGAAGACGAAGUGACGGUUCAUGAUUCCAAGAAUUCAAGAAAGCAGUACGUUGAUACUAAUACGACAUCCAAAGCCACGGUAAAGAGAACAUUUUGCCAAAAUUGUGGAAGCCCUCUAUACAGC
Molecule: messenger RNA, 312 nt
Organism: Trichoderma atroviride IMI 206040
Lineage: Eukaryota; Fungi; Ascomycota; Sordariomycetes; Hypocreales; Hypocreaceae
Source: RefSeq, a predicted model, not a curated record